Molecule: messenger RNA, 917 nt
Organism: Neodiprion virginianus
Lineage: Eukaryota; Metazoa; Arthropoda; Insecta; Hymenoptera; Diprionidae
Product: peroxynitrite isomerase THAP4-like
Exons: 5
Coding region: 96-674 (192 amino acids)
Source: RefSeq, a predicted model, not a curated record
UAUAUAUAUAUAUAUAUAUAUAUAUAUACGUGAUAUAUGUAUGUGUAUAUAAUCGAUUGCGAUGGAAAAUUACAGUAACAAUUAUUGAGGUAACAAUGAGUAGCUGCGUUUUUUGCAAAACAAAGGAAUCAAAAUAUUGUGGGCGAUCAUUUCACAAAUUUCCCGUGAAAGAUGUGUUGCGCCUUCAGCAGUGGUUAAAAGAAAUGAAGAGGAAGGACUGGAAGCCAAACCGAAAUAGCACAUUGUGUUCAGCUCAUUUUACAAAUGACUGCUUCGAUAGAACAGGAUUCCUAAUUACAUUGAAAAAGAACAGUGUACCAACUAUAUUUGACAACCCAAAAUCAGAGUGUUCAUCUUGUCACCGAUUAAGGGAAUAUGGACGUGGCUCUUCAUUCUUCAAGUUCCCAUUGGAUGAACCUGAUAUUAUGAAGCAGUGGAUCGCAAAUAUAAACAUUGGACCGUGGUCCCCAUCAAGUGAUAGCUUUCUGUGUUCCGACCACUUUGAACCCUCUUGCUUUCAGAAGAAAAGUAAAAAUUAUAUAACUUUACGAAAAGGCAGUAUCCCAACGUUAUUUGGUGAAAACUUGCAGCAGACCGAAUUUCAGGAUGAAUCCGAUCGGCCCACCACAGUGAAUGUAACCAAAUUACAUGAUCACCUACACAUUUGUACCUGAUUUGCAUGCUCAGCUCCACUUUGAUGAUCAAUGGAUGGUAAAUGGAUUCCCUGACGGUUGAAUUAGUGUUAUACAAAUUUUUGAAUAAUCCGUAUGGAAUUCAGCCCACCAUAGGAUGAAGGAUAAUGGACGGAAACUUCUUAGAAUUGAGGACUUCUUUUGAACAUAAAGAAAAAUCACGCUUAAAUACAAGUUUUUCGUCAAAUUAUUUAAUGAUCUUUUACACCAUAUAAUUGUAAAUAA